GGCAGGGGCCAAUCGACGGCGUCGCCGGGCUUGGCACCGCCCCCCGGCGGCUCCCCACAGGGACGGGCCGGAGCGGCCGCCGCCGCCGCCGGUGCCUGGGUUGGGUGAGCGCUUUGUCCCCCGCCGAAGAUGAACAUCAUGGACUUCAAUGUGAAGAAACUGGCGGCCGAUGCCGGUACCUUCCUGAGCCGCGCCGUGCAGUUCACUGAAGAAAAGCUUGGUCAAGCAGAGAAGACUGAACUGGAUGCUCACCUGGAGAACCUUCUCGGCAAAGCAGAAUGCACAAAACUCUGGACAGAAAAAAUAAUGAAACAAACAGAAGUCUUAUUGCAGCCAAAUCCAAAUGCCAGAAUAGAAGAAUUUGUGUAUGAGAAGCUGGACCGCAAAGCACCAAGUCGCAUGAACAAUCCAGAAUUACUAGGCCAGUAUAUGAUUGAUGCUGGGAAUGAAUUUGGUCCAGGAACAGCCUAUGGAAAUGCACUCAUUAAAUGUGGAGAAACACAAAAGCGAAUUGGGACAGCAGACAGAGAACUCAUUCAAACUUCUGCUAUAAAUUUUCUCACUCCCCUAAGAAACUUUAUUGAAGGAGAUUACAAAACUAUUACUAAAGAACGAAAACUAUUACAAAAUAAAAGACUAGAUUUGGAUGCAGCAAAAACCAGAUUGAAGAAGGCAAAAGUUGCAGAAGCUCGAGCUGCACAACUAAACACCUCUCAGCCUGAAGAGAAUAACAUUAUGGUAAAUGUCUCUUACGUGCUCAACUUGCUGCAUGUAAAAUGGCUAAAGAUAUGGGCUGAGGAAGUGACGAAAUCUGAACAGGAAGUGCGGAUUACUCAGAGUGAAUUUGAUCGUCAAGCGGAGAUUACCAGGCUUCUGCUGGAAGGAAUUAGCAGCACACAUGCACAUCAUCUUCGCUGUCUGAAUGAUUUUGUUGAAGCUCAGAUGACCUAUUAUGCACAAUGUUACCAAUAUAUGUUGGAUCUCCAGAAACAACUUGGAAGCUUUCCAUCUACUUUCCUCUCUAAUAAUAAUCAGUCUUCCUCAACUCCUGUGCAGAGUGUUUCUGCUCCCUCAGUCUUGGCCUCAGCCUCUGCUUCAUUGCCUUCAGUAAGCAAUUCAAUAGUUACUUCAGGCAUCAGUGAACUGAAGUCAUCAAGUGGCAGCAGGAAAGCUAGAGUUCUCUACGAUUAUGAUGCUGCAAACAGCAGUGAAUUAUCACUACUUGCAGAUGAGGUGAUAACAGUGUACAGUAUCCCUGGCAUGGAUUCAGACUGGCUGAUGGGUGAAAGGGGAAAUCAGAAAGGCAAAGUGCCUAUUACUUAUUUAGAACUGCUAAACUAAAUGGUUGGCCUGAAUAAAGACUGUCAAUUAUGGCAACACCAUAUUUAUAUACAAUUAACAUUAUGUAAGCAGGUUUUAAGUGUCUUCCAUAUUAUUGUCUUGAGGGACAAAUACCAGCCAUUAGAAACUGGCUUUUCUGCCAGCAUGGUUGCAUGGUAAAUACUCUAUUGAAACUUAAUGUGUUUAAAGCUUUUACUUCAUGUGCCAAGAACAUGUUUCCUACAGAUUUGUUUCUACUGAAGUUUUCACUAAUACAAGCUCAUACUUUUGAGUAAUCUAGAUUGAAAGCAGGAGGUACUGUUUUCUACUGAAAUUUUUCAUUAAUGGCAAAGCUUUUCUUCACAUAAAAUAAACUUAUUGUGAACUGA
Molecule: messenger RNA, 1709 nt
Organism: Pezoporus occidentalis (night parrot)
Lineage: Eukaryota; Metazoa; Chordata; Aves; Psittaciformes; Psittacidae
Gene: SH3GLB1
Product: SH3 domain containing GRB2 like, endophilin B1
Exons: 11
Coding region: 130-1341 (403 amino acids)
Biological process (GO): membrane organization
Cellular component (GO): membrane; cytoplasm
Molecular function (GO): protein binding
Source: RefSeq, a predicted model, not a curated record